CAGUACGCGAAAUGUUUUCAUGGAAGACAUAUGGUAGUUGACACACAGUAAAGUUUUUAAUUGAUUAUUUAAUAUUUUUUAGGAAACAAUAAUAUAUUAUCGAUAAUGGAUAUUACCCCUUUAUUUCGAGCGUGUGUAAAAACUAUUAGAACGCGAAAUAAAGCUUUAGGUUUUAAUGUUGAUGGAGAUAUAUUAGGAAAUAACAGAUCUAAACAGACUAAGUCUGAUUUUGAAAUUAAAGUAAAAGAAUUGCUAACAAGCAUAUCAAAAAUGCAUGAUUUCUUAAUGGAACAUCGUAAGGAAUAUAUAAAUAUUAAUCAUUUAAUGUAUGAUGCAUCUCAUAUGACAGACAGUGAAAGAGAUCAAAUUGAUAAUGAUGCUCAGGCGUUUAUGUUAACAUGCACAGAAAUUCUUCGUAAUCUUCAUCAAGAAAUUAAAAAGCAAACUUCUUCAAUUCAAUUACUUGAACAUAGAGAAGGUGUUAUUGCAAUAUUAGAUUCUUUUUUAAAAAUGGUUUGCAAAGUAUAUAGUGAGCAAAGAGCCAUCAGAGUAAAACGAGCUUUUGAUAGGCAAAAACUUGCAAGAUUAGAAGUAGAUAAUAAACAAUUGAAUACAAAUUUCACCGAAGAAAAAUCUAAAGAAGACAAAAACAAUGCAAUAAUAACAAAUAAUGAUAUAAGUUCUACUUUUGGAGAAGAUUUAGAAAUGUCGAGUGAAGAAUUACAAAUUUUUGAACAAGAAAACAGAAGAUUAUAUGAAGAAAUGAACACAUUAGUUGAUGAAGUUAGACAAAUAGAGGGAAAAGUUGUUGAAAUAUCUAGACUUCAAGAAAUAUUUGCUGAAAAAGUACUUCAACAGGAACAAGAUAUUAAUAGGAUAUCAGAUACUAUAGUUGGAACUACAGAAAAUAUUAAAGAAGGAAAUGAAGAAUUGAGAGAAGCAAUGAAAAAGAAUGCAGGUUUUAGAGUAUGGAUACUCUUUUUUCUCAUUGUCAUUUCUUUUUCACUGUUAUUUCUUGAUUGGUAUAAUCCUUAACUAUGAUUUAUAAAUAAAAUAUAUUAAUAUAAUAAAAGGUAGUGUAAUUGCUUUAUUCUUACAUGAUUUUAAUGAGUUCCAUAUUGAGAAUACACAAAUGCCUAAAGAAUGAAUUAUUUAUAUUUACCCAAGUAUAAAUUUAACUU
Messenger RNA from Centruroides sculpturatus (bark scorpion), 1181 nucleotides. It is a transcript of the gene Syx18, whose product is annotated as syntaxin-18-like. NCBI's taxonomy places the organism in Eukaryota, Metazoa, Arthropoda, Arachnida, Scorpiones, Buthidae. The record is from RefSeq and is a predicted model, not a curated record. Gene Ontology annotation, cellular component: SNARE complex; endoplasmic reticulum; membrane. Bases 106 to 1035 code for a protein of 309 amino acids. Gene Ontology annotation, molecular function: SNAP receptor activity. Gene Ontology annotation, biological process: retrograde vesicle-mediated transport, Golgi to endoplasmic reticulum; intracellular protein transport. The transcript is spliced from 10 exons.